AAAAUUGCUUCUUUCGGCAGAAGUCUGCGCUUCCUGGAGACAACUUAAGAUGUAGAGUCACGUACAAAAUAUCUGCAAAGAGUACAGAGACGGAGUUUCGUAUUUCCUGUCGUAUUGGGCCAAGAACUGCACUGAAAUGGCCAAUGGAAUUCGCUACUGGUUCUGGUUCAGUGUUCAGUGUGGCUCGCGCAUCAACAAGAAACGAAACGGCGACAAAAAAUUGAGGUUAGAAAAUGAAAUGGAGCAUAUUUUAAUAAAUUUUGGGCGCGAUUUUUUAAAGACAUCUGUCAACAGCGAGCAGUAUUUGGAAAGGAUUCAAUAUAAUGGCUUCAAGCAGAAAAAACAUGAAAGUUGCAUCCAAGAAAAUUGGUACCCAUAAUGGUAUGUUCCAUUGUGAUGAGGCUUUGGCUUGUUUUAUGCUCAAACAACUUCCCGAGUAUGAAGAUGCUGAAAUUGUUAGGACCCGCGAUUCGAAGGUGUUGGAUGAUUGCGAUAUUGUUGUAGAUGUUGGUGCAAUAUAUAAUCCAAAAACCAAUAGAUAUGAUCAUCACCAACGUGACUUUGAUGCAACUUUAAAUGCUGUUUGCCCAGAUCUAACGAAAAAUAAAUUUAACAGUAUUAGAUUAAGUUCUGCUGGAUUAGUUUAUGCCCACUUUGGCUUAGAAGUCCUUUCAGAAACCCUAAAAAAAGAAAAGAAAAAUCCUACAACUGAAUGCUUAAAAGUUUUGUUCCUACAUAUAUAUGGUGGCUUAGUGGAGGAAUUAGAUGCUAUAGACAAUGGUAUUCCAAUGUACGCUGAAGGCAAGCCCAGAUAUAGGAUUAACACUCACUUAGGGGCAAGAGUUCAUAGACUGAACCCUGUAUGGAAUGAUCCUAAUCCAGAACAUGAUGAUGUGCUUUUUGGUAAAGCUAUGCAACUGGUUGGUUCAGAAUUUGUUGAGACAGUAUUGGAGGGUUACAAUGUUUGGUGGCCAGCAAGAGAAAUAGUCAGAAAAACUCUUGAAGAUAGGAAACAAAAUCAUGAAUCUGGUGAAAUUAUAAUAUUAAAUGAAAGAUGUUCCUGGAAGGAGCACCUUUAUGCUCUUGAGGAAGAAUUGGGAAUUGAAGGAACAAUAAAAUUUUGCGUCUUUCAUGAUCGCACAGGAGAUAGUUGGAGAGUUCAAGGUAUCCCUGUACCACCUGAUAGCUUCAUCUGUAGAGUAUUUUUACAUAAAGACUGGAGAGGCGUCCGUGAUGAAGAACUGAGCGCCAUUGCUAAAAUUGAUGGGUGCAUUUUUUGCCAUGCCUCUGGUUUUAUUGGUGGGAACAAGACUAAAGAUGGUGCUAUUGAGAUGGCUUUAAGAAGCUUGAAGGCUGCUCAAGUGAAUAGAGAAUAGAUUUUUUUAUUAUUGUAAGUAAAAAAUGAUUGAUCUCUUUUUAUGUAGAGUCCGACGAUUUUAAUCUGAUACUCCAAACAAAUGUGAGCUGGUGGCUUUCUAUGUUAGAACGCCAAUGGUCAUCUGAUGUCACACCUGUUUUUGCCAUAUGCUUCACCCCCUCGCUUCUCAUACGGAAAGUGUCGGAUUAAAAACGAUGGACAAUAUCUAGCCAAUUGAAAUUUGUCAUUGUCAUUGUUAAUUUUAAUUAUCUAAGGAAAAAUAUCUUUAAGGGAUUCAAAAAAUAAAACUACUUCUUAAAACGAAUGUAUUGUCUAAUUAUUGUGAUUUUUAUUUGUUGCACAAUAGAAAUCAAAAAUUAAAAUUACUCAUCCAUACUAUUUAUACAUUAAUAUAAUUAUCUACAGUGUGUAGGUACAUUUAUUUAAAAGCUAUAAUAAUUUACAUAGCUACAUAUUGACAAAAAUUACAGAAAAAAAAUUAUAAAUAUACAUAAAACAUAACUUAUGACUCAAUUUUAUGUGGUAAAUGCCUGUGUAAAUGAAAAUACGUGAAUCGUGUAAAAGUAUCAAUUAGAAUUUAAUUAACACUAAAUUUUUGUUUCCUUUGACUUAUUUUUUUUAAUAGUGUUUGAGAUUAAAAACUUUCUUUUCUAAAUACAAAUCCAUUCUGAUCACAUUUUACUCUCAAAAUCCUUCCUAAUUGUGGAGGGCCGCAGUAGAACACUGUCACUUUACCCUUUUUCUGAUCUGAUAUUUGCUUGAAAACUUUGUCCCAGUUAGGUCUUCCCGCAUUUGUUCUUGUUUUGA
Molecule: messenger RNA, 2185 nt
Organism: Ceutorhynchus assimilis (cabbage seed weevil)
Lineage: Eukaryota; Metazoa; Arthropoda; Insecta; Coleoptera; Curculionidae
Source: the annotation of a GenBank genome assembly